This is a messenger RNA of Linum tenue, 309 nucleotides long. The record is from the annotation of a GenBank genome assembly. Lineage: Eukaryota; Viridiplantae; Streptophyta; Magnoliopsida; Malpighiales; Linaceae.
ACCACAAGAGCAAGCCUUGCGGCGGCGCCAUCGACUACCUACCCGACGAUUCCUCCAUCCCGACUACCUACCCGACGACGUCGAUCUAUCCGUGCCUCUCGACGACGUCGCGCACCACUAAGAGGCGAUAGCUCCAGCGUCGACGCCGACGAUUCCUCCAUCCCGACUCCCGAUCUGUUCUUGCGAGGGUACUCCCGACAUCCCGACUCCAGCGCCGACGAUUCCUCUGCAGUUGGGAAAAAGAAGAUAUUAUCUGCAAAAUGAAAUCAAAAAGCUCGCAGGGAAAACGAGCUCAAGCAUCGGUAUCUA